Anopheles darlingi is the source of this 6725-nucleotide messenger RNA. RefSeq names its product protein TANC2 (gene rols). Gene Ontology annotation, molecular function: protein binding. The record is from RefSeq and is a predicted model, not a curated record. NCBI's taxonomy places the organism in Eukaryota, Metazoa, Arthropoda, Insecta, Diptera, Culicidae. The transcript is spliced from 10 exons. The coding region runs from base 1457 to 6304 and encodes 1615 amino acids.
CUCUCGCUCAUUUCCAACCCGACCGUUGUGGACAACGCGUGUCGUCUACGCGUGUUUGUCGCUCGCGCAGUCUUUCCGUUCGUUCGUUUGUCGAUCGCGUGUUUAAAAAAGAAUCAAGAAAUAAUCCUUCAUCCCGUGUACGUACGGUAUGUGGCCAUCUGGAGCAAAGUUGGAAAGAAGAACGUUCGGUUGAGUGAGUCGCUGAUAAGGAAAGAGCCAAGAACCUGCGGCCGAUCGGUCUAGCAGCAUCGUUGCACGGUUUCGUUCCGUUGUGUGCCGGGUGUUCGAAGCCAAUCAAACCCUAUCUAAGCGAGUGUGUGUGUUUUCGUGUGAGUGGUUCUUGUGCUAGUAUACUGAUAAGAGGAAUUUAUAAUAAUUGACUAGCACGUCGUCGGGUAGUUUCCGGGCAAACCAUUGGGCCUUGGAACAACCAACAUUGUGUGAGGAUGCGGUAUCGAUCGAUCGAUCGAUUGAUCAGUGGUGCCGCUACUGUCCGGUCAUUUCUAUGAUUUUCUCAUUUCCUUCCGUUGUUGUAGUUGUCGGGAAGGCGAGGAGGGUAGUGCUCCCGAUAAACUUGUUGCCGGGUCCGUUUGGUUUGAUCAAGUGCGUCGUGCCAAAGUGCGUGCUGACGCACGAUGUAUACAAUGGCGUCCGGCACCCCCCGCCCGCUAACCUAGUGUACACCGCUACCGGUUGUUUACAUUUGGAUGGAAUUUAAUUAAAUCCCAAGAGCAGCGUUGAUGGUGACCGGUCGCAGACAGUUGUCGCGCAGUAGACGACGAUGGGGUGUGUCCGUUUGCUUAUUACCAGAAACACGCGCAACCUAUAAACGAAAAAUCCAAUUUGCUGGCCUAAUUAGUUUCGACUUCGACAGCCAGGGCUGCUCAGGGCUGAAACUAUAGCCGUCGAUCGUAGAAGGCCUGAUAACGCUAAACAACGUGUGGCCCCGAACAGGCCACGGUACGCGUGUUUCUAGAGCAAAGUGUAGUGUUGUUUUAUGGCCCCCGGGAGCCGGUUCCCUAGUGUAAAGUGCGUGUCUAGAAUAUAAGUGCGUAUGUGUGUCAGUGUGUAUGUGUGUGUGUGUGUGAACCGGCAUCGUGACCGGAAGUUGCGUAGCGAAGUUGAAGGCUGAGAAGCAGCCGCGCAGUAGUGCGUAAUAAAGAAUAGAAAGAGCGAGAAGAAAAAGCAUAAAAGCGAUAAUAAUAAUAAUAUUAAUAAUCCAGUGUAGGUCCGUCCGGUGGAGUGCUAUUCGGUGCGCGAGCGCGAGCGUUCGUUCCGAUGAAUGAUAAUUUCCGCGUGUCCGCGGUGUGCGCCAACGACGACCAAGGAUUGGGAAUCGGUGCUCUGGGCGAGACGCGAUCGCGAUCAACCGCUUGAGAAUACGAUGCUCGACCCGUUCCCUUGAACAACGGCCAACAACGAACCUAAUGUCCGAUUCACAUGUGUGGUCAGAACGAUGCCCAUAAACAUGACAACGGGUGCGACGGCACCGGAUGGCGCCAUCUGUGGUGCUGGUGGGGCUGGUGGUAAUAGUGCGGUAGCUAGCGCUACUGCCGAUGGUUUGCGGAAAUCGCUUACGGCGGCCGGUUCCGCCGGAUAUGCCGGUGCGUCCGCUAGCCCGAACGCGGUACGGAAUGGGCGCCCCGGCAGCGGCCUGAGUCUCAGUGUUCUAGAUUUGGCAGCGAUUCGGAAGAUACUGGAGAACGAAACGGGAGGCGCCCUCUGCCCGAGCUGUCAGAUGCCGUUCGAUAAGGGCAAGAAGAGGAAGCUGAUCGAUGCCUGCGGCCACGAGCGGUGCUACUCGUGCAUGUUCCGCAACGAGGCCUGUCCACACUGUCUGGCGCAGAGCGGCGGCCGUGGUGGCAUGGCACCACCACACCAGCUACAGCAGACCGACGGUCAGCAGCAGGUUCGGCGCACCGGGAUGCAUCAGGCGGACAUUGAUAACGAUUUGCUGUCCUCGAACGGUGCCAUCUAUCAACCGCUGAGCCGUAAGCUGCAGAGCGCCGGUAGCAGUAGCUACGGUAGCAGCAGCCACCUAAUGUCACCGUUGGGAUCACCGCAGCCCCAGAAUCGCUCCCAGAUGCGAACGAAUGGACACUUUGCGUCGAUCUAUCAGAAUCCCUCCGACGUGCUAUCGACGGACCGGUACAAGCUGAAGGAUCGUCCACCGAAAUGUCCCUCGGGAAAGGUGGAACCGCAUUACGCGAGCAUCACCACCACCGCCACCACGAUCGGCAACGGCACGAAGGGAGGUAGUGGAGGCGGCCCCCGUUCGGUGGCCCUUAACGGUAGCGAAAUCACAUCGAGCAGUUGCGCGACGCCACCGCAGAACCGUCGCCGGCUGUUCAGCCCGAAGAAUCUCCGCAGCCCGUUCGGCCAUCGGCGUACCGCCGCCAACGGUCACACCGACACUUCCACACUCUCAGAUGACGAAGGUGGCAACGUGAAGCCGCUGAUGCUGAACGGUAAAUCGAAAUCCUCGCAGGAUGAGCUGCAGGUCCGGUUGGGUUUCUUCCUGGAGAACAAUUCGCGGCGCAAUCUGCGCGCCCCAGCCAAUCAAUCCUGCAGCUCGCUUACGUCGGCCAACACGAGCCCGGUUUCGACGCUUACCGGUUCAUCCGAGGCGGACGUAUCGCGGGUGUUAACGAUGCAGGAGGCGACCAACCACCACCACCACCACUACCACACCGGCUGCGAAUCGAUCGGUUCGAUGAUGUCGGUUUCGAUCUCGGAGCAGAGCAAUGCCUCCUCCAGUCCGGUCAGCCGGCGCCAUUCGGUUACCACUUCACAGAGCGGCAGUAAUGUGGAUGAGCUGCUGGCAUUCAAGAGCCGCCGUACGACGGUGCGAAGAUCGGCCCGUUCGGGCCAGAUUAAGGGACCGAUCGAUCCGAAGAUCCGCUUCGCCCAGUACCGCCAGCAGCAGCAGCUAACGCUGAAGCCACUGUUCUUCGAGGUGCCAACGCAGGAACCGGACCCACUGUUCAUCGGGCGGCACUGGUUGGUGCGCGAGCUGGCGACCGCCGUCCAAUCGACCGACUCACCGGGCGUACUGCUGAGCGGUAAUCUCGGUACCGGCAAGACCGCCCUACUGCUGCAGCUCGUCGAGUACUCGUGCUUUGGGCGACGGAAGGAGAUGCCGAUCGCGGAAAGUGAUGGCAUCUACUGUCAGAUCAAUGUGGCGCACGACCGGUUACGCAGUCUGGCGUCGCACGUCGUCGCGUACCAUUUCUGCCAGGCGGACAACAACUCGACCUGCCUGAUACCGGACUUUGUGCACUCGCUGGCCGCCCAACUGUGCCAGGCGCCCCAGCUGGCCGCCUACCACGAGUUCCUGCUCGGUGAGCACGCGCUGCAGCACGUACUGAGCGUGAAGGAGUGCAUUGCCGAUCCGGAGCGUGCGAUGGUGAUGGGUAUCCUGGAGCCGUUGGCCACGCUCCGGCGGGUAGGCAAGAUCUCGGCCAAAAAUUGCGUCAUCCUGGUCGAUGCACUGUGCGAGGCCGAGUACCAUCGGCCGGACCAUGGCGAUACGAUCGCAUCGUUCCUGCAGCGCAUGACCGAACACUUCCCGUCCUGGCUGAAGGUAAUAGCGACCAUCCGGACGCAGAUGCUCGAGUUCACCAAGGGGCUACCGUACACGAAGAUGAGCCUCGACGCGUGGACCAGCAACGAGUCGCUGCAGAAGGACAUCCUCGAGUACAUCACGUUCCGGAUCAAUCAGAGCCAGAGCAUCCAGCAUAAUGUGGCGGGUGGACGGGAGAUCGUCAACACGAGCGCACACUUUAAGUUCGCCCAGCAUCUGCUGGGGCUGACCAAGGGUUCCUUUCUGUUCGCGAAGCUAACGCUCGAUCUGAUCGAGCGCGGCAAUCUGGUGAUUAAAUCGAGCAGCUUCAAGGUACUGCCCGUUUCGUUGGCCCAAAUCUUUCUGCUCAACUUUAACCUGCGCUUUCCGACCGCGACCGCUUACGAGCGCAUCUCGAACAUACUGGCCGUCUGUCUGGCCGCCCUUUACCCGCUCACGCUUACCGAGAUCUUCUACUCGCUGAAUGCACUGAUCGCGAGCGAGUCAACGGUUGGUGAUGGUGGCGAACAGCAGCAGCGGUUAGCUGCGGACGGCGAUCGGACCGAACCGAGCGAGUCGAGCUCGAUCGAUUGGGAGGAGUUCCUGUGCCGUUUCAAGACACUGACCGGCUUUCUGGUGAAGCGGAUCGACAACACGUACAUGUUCUUCCAUCCCUCGUUCAGGGAGUGGUUGCUACGCCGUGACGACGGCGAAAGUACCAAGUUCCUGUGCGAUCUGCGUAACGGGCAUGCCGGGAUCGCGUUGCGGCUGUCGCGCCUUCAGGCACCGCUCGACCCUGACCAGGCGCUCGAGCUUGGUCAUCACAUUCUGAAGGCGCAUCUGUAUCGUAGUGCACCGGCCCAUCAUUCACCGCGCGAUUUGCAGGCCUACUGGGUUGCCUCGGUAACGAGCUGCGUCUCGUCGGCGCUCUCUACGCUGCGCAACGUGUACAGCCCUAACAUUAAGGUGUCCCGGUUGCUGCUGCUAGCCGGUGCGUCACCCGAUCAUGUGACACCGUUCCUUGGCAGUGCCCCGAUCCUGUGCAUCGCGUCCCACGAAGGUAUUCUGCCGAUGGUGAACCUGUUGCUCGAGUUCGGUGCAAGCGUAGAGCAGACGAACAGUCAGGGUUGCACCCCGCUCAUACUGGCCGCCUCGAAGGGUCACUGUGAUGUUGUGCGGCAGCUGGUGGCGGCCGGUAGCUGCCUUGGACAGACGGAUACGUCACAGCGGUGCGCACUGGUGCACGCCGCCGUCGCUGGCCGGCUAAAGGUGGUCAAGUAUCUGGUCGCAUGCGAUUGGUUGCCACGGACCGAGGGUGGAAAUGGGGCGACGGACGUAAGCCUCGAGCAGGCCGCCCAGCAGGCCCUGAUAGCGGCGGCCGGCCAGGGCAACACGGAGAUUAUGGAGGACUUUCUCGAUAUGGGCGAGGUGCAGGUGAACCGGUUGGAUGUGAUCACGGGCGAAACGGCACUGACGACGGCCUGUGCCAACGGGCACACGGAGACGAUCGCCAUCCUGUUGAGCCGUGGUGCUUCGACCGAGGUACGCAACCGGAAGGAGAUGGCACCGUUACUGAUCGCCGUCAAGGAGGGUCACUGGGCGAUCGUCGAGCGGUUGCUGCAGCACCAGGCGAGUGAUGUCGAGCUGCGGGAAGCGAACGGCAAGACGGCACUUAUGGUAGCCGCCGAAGAGGGCCACGUUGGCAUCAUCGAGCUGUUACUCAAUCGUGGAGCCUCGCUGAUCGCACAGGACAAGGACGGACUGACGGCGCUGAGUUGGGCCUGUCUGCGUGGCAAGCAGCAGGCGGCCAAGUGUCUGCUCGAGCGAGGUGCCGACAAGCAGCAUGCGGACAGUACCGGGCGUACACCGCUCGAUCUGGCCGCGUACCAAGGAUCGGCAUCGCUCGUCCAGAUGCUACUCGAUCAUGGGGCGGCGAUUGAACACGUCGAUAUCAAUGGUAUGCGGCCCCUGGACCGUGCCAUCGCCUGCCGGAACGUCCAGGUUGUGCAGGUGUUUCUGAAGCGGGGCGCUAAACUGGGACCUGCUACCUGGGCCAUGGCAAACGGAAAACCGGAGAUCAUGUUGAUCCUGCUCAAUAAGCUGCUCGAGGAUGGCAACACGCUGUACAGGAAAAACCGACUUCAGGAAGCCUCACAUCGGUACCAGUACGCCCUGAAGAAAAUCCCGGCGGUGGUCACGGUGGCGAAUGAGUCGGUGACCGCCCUGAUGACGGCAGCAAUAGAUCCACUGACCGGUGGUACCGUGGUGGCCGACAGCAAUAACAACAACACUUCCACAAGCACUAGUGCCGCUAGCAACGCUACCUUCCAGCAGCUGCGGUUUAAUUUCUUGCUCAAUCUCUCUCGCUGCAAGCGAAAAAUGAAUGAUGUAGCAGAGGCGAUCGAUCUUGCCCGGCAAGCGAUCGAGAUUAAACCGAACGCCUACGAUGGGUACUAUGCGCGCUCAAAGGCCCUGAUGGAGCACGGGAAUUACGGGGAGGCGCUGCGCGAUGCUUCGACCGCGCUGGCACGGGCUCAGCAGACUUCACCCGAGAUCCGCGAAACGUUGACGCGGCUGCAUAGCGAUCUACAGAAGCGCCAGAUGCAGGUGUUUGCCGAUACGGCCAACUCGGCCCUGGCCAGCGUCGGUCUGGUGGCGAACGCCAUGGAGAACGUGCGAACGGUGGCCGGUCCUACCAGCCGCUCCAUUGCCGAGUCGAUGGACAUCAUUACCGAUCUGUAGUAGCAGUAACAUACAUUGAUCGCGAGCAGGAGUAGCAGUGGCGCAGAUCGCGUUAAUUCAUUCCAGAUUAAUCUUCUGGUCAACCGUUGGUCAUUGGCGCCCCUAGAAUACGCCAGUGCGCGAGCGUGUGUGUGUGUGUGUGUGUGCGUGUGUAUAGACAGUUCCGGUAUACGAGUGUGAACAGUUCCGGUGUAGUAAUUCGAACGAAAAGAGCGUACAAAUCGCUUUUAGUUGUAAGUCAUAAGGGUCCACCCCCCCUCCCCUCCCUUGGUUGGGUGGCCGUUGCAGCUCUAGGUAUCUCUUCUGAAGAGGUUAUUACUCCCUUCUUUUCGAAAAAAAAACGAAAUUAAAAUCUUUCCGCACAAAACGAAUGCAAUCCCGAAGAUAAUUUAAUUUAAUUUAAACAUUUUCUACAAAUUCC